UGAUUGCGUAUUAUUGUUGCUCUGGAACUGAAAUUGAUGCUUUUCAAAGCCACAUAUGUUAGCAAUGAAUGUAACAAUUCUGCUGUUGAUUUCCUUUUCAAAAAUGUUACAGAAGACAUUAAAGAUAGAAAUUGGUGUGUAGUGACUGAGUUCGAUGUUAUCACCACUUUCAUAAAUGGUAAAUUAUAUGCGGCAACACUAAUUUUAGUGUUUUGUAUCUAAUGAGAAAAUUAUUUGCAUGGCAACACUUGAAAUCUUAUUUAUCAAAUUAAAAAAAUAAUAAUAAAAAUUUUCACCAGGCUACUGCUCCUCCAUUUUACAUUCAAAUUAAAAUAUACAAAAGUUUUUUAUUUUUUGUUGCUUUUUUUUAUAAGAAAAAUUUGUUAAUUUUUAAAUUUAAUUUGCUUUUAUUAUUUGAUAUAACUCAGAAAAUUUUAAUAUCCAUGGAUGACAAUGUUUCAACAAUAUGUAGCAAUAUAUUAUCUACAACAACAUUUGAUAAGUCUACUGAAAACGCUUUAAUAACAUCAGACACAAAUCAAAUAAAUUCGAAUGAUAACGUGGAAUGCGCCAAUUGUGGGAUUGUUAUGAGUUCUGAAAACAUUCAAAAUUAUAAUUUAGAUAAUGAUAAUCCAGAAAUCGAAAAUGAUAACAAUAAAUAUAUAUUGUUGGGUAAUAAUAAAACUUUUUCAGUGCAAGAGCAACAAAAAGAUCUAUUUAAUAAUAGAUUUUCAGAAUGGAUACAUUGCAUGUGUGUUGUAACAUUUGAUCUUGAACUUGGACAAGCAAUGGAGGAAAUAUAUCCAAAAAAUUCAAUUUUAUCUGAACAAGAAAUUAUGAAUAUCUGUUAUUUAGCAUUUCCUGAUUCAAAUUCAAGUUGUAUGGGUGAUACACAAUAUCACGUACGUUUAAGGUUAUCAUGUGAUAAUAUUGAUUCGCUUCCACUGAAUCCAAUUCAACAGAAAUUUAAUGCUCAAUGUAAACCAAUACAGAGACCUGAUUUAGCACAUUACUGGGGAUUUGUAUAUUUUAGACAAAAAAAAGAUAAAACGAUACCUAGAGGAUAUUUUCAGAAGAGUUUUAUUAUAUUAACACGUUUACCAUUUUUCAAUUUAUUUAAUGAAAUUGUAUCAGCGAUAGCACCGCGAUAUUUUAAUGAUGGCAAAAAAGUUUUAGAAAUUGUAUACGAUCAAAUUAAUCAAUGGCCAUCUUUACAAGCUGGUGAAUCUUAUAAUCUAAAUUUAUUAGGUACGAUUUAUCAAACAGAUAUACCAAAAUCAAAUAGCAAAACUCAUAAUAAUAGAAAUAAAAACAAUUCAUAUGUAAAAACCCUUAAUUCAAAGAAUAAUUAUAAUAAUAUUUCACCAUCAACAUAUGAUAAUAAUAUUGAUAAAUCAAACGAUUCAAUAAUUAUAAAUAAUGAUAAAUAUGAUGAUGUCAAAGAAAUAAACAAAAACCUAGGCAAUUUGUGUAAAAAAUGUAAAAAUAAUGAAAAGCAAAAAAAUAAUAAUUAUGUAACAAAAUUUAUUGGUCCAACAUUACCACCAAAAGUUUUAACUUCUGUUCAUGAAAUUGAUAUAUUUCGUUCGUUAUCAAUUUAUAUAUCAAGUAUAUAUACACUAUGGGAGUUAGUUUUAAUAGCUGAACCAAUUGUUGUAAUGGGGUCAUCACCAGCGGAUUGUUCUCAUAUGGUUCAGUCACUUAUUUCACUAAUAUAUCCGUUAUGUUAUUUAGCUGAAUCUCGACCAUAUUUUACAAUACAUGAUAGUGAAUUUAGAGAAUUUACUUCACCAUCAACUAAUUUUUCAGACAUAAAUAUCAAUAGUGGAGGUUCUAUAGGAAAUAAUGAUACAAGUCAUAGUAAAACAAAUAAUUCUCAUUCGAUGCCACCAUCAAUUAUAUUAGGCGUAACAAAUCCUUUUUUUGGAAAAUUAUUGCAACAUUGGCCUAAUAUGAUUAAAUUACCUGAUAAUUCACAACAGAUGUAUUCUAUAAUACCGAAGUUUUCAUUUGGUUGUAAUAGUAAUAGUUUGGCAAGUCAUGAAACAAAUAAUAGCUUAAGUAAUAUAGAAUAUUUAUCAAAUCCUUCAAAAAUAAAAGUGAAAAAUCCUGAUUUAUUAAAAAAUUUUAGCAGUUGUAACAGUGGUAUUAAUAAUAUAUCAACUAGUAAUACAAAUUUAUUAAAUAUUGUUACCGGUAAUUCUGAUGGAAGUAAUGCACCAGGGCUCUAUACAAAAUAUAAACCGUUUUUAAAAAAGGAUAAAACUUUUAUAAAAACAAUACAAAAUGGAGUAAAAACAAAACGGCCCGAGCAAGUACAAACAUUGUUAUUGAGGCAACAUUUUUUGGAAUUAACCGAAAGUUUUACAAUACCCCUAGAACGUUAUAUGGCAUCAUUAUUGCCAUUACAAAAAGAUAUAAGCCCAUUUAAAGCAGCUCCAAAUCCAAAUGAAUUUAAGCAAGAUGAAUUUUUGGCUACGCUAGAACAAUCUGGACCACAUUUAACAUCAUCGUUAAAGGGUAAUUGGAAAGGAUUAUAUAUAAAAUUUUUUAAAUCACCAAAUUUCAAAGGAUGGUACGAGUGUCGUUAUAAAGAGCUUAAGCAAACAUUACAAGAACUACAAUUAAAAGCUUUAUCUGAUGCUGAUUUGAAUCAAUGGGCACAAGGUAAACAGGAAGUAGAAAUAAUUGAUAUGAUAUUAAAGUUAAAACAAAAAUUAAAACUUUGCUCAGAAACGCAAUCAUAUAAUGAAGACGUGUUGAAUUCACCAACAAGAAUUCAAUUAACAAAACAAAUUGAAAACAUAACUCAAUCUUUACCAGAUGAUCUUAAACUUAUUAUACAAAAAUCAACCUGAAAUUUUAGUAAAAAAACUCAAAAAGACAAAAAAAAGAACUAAACAAAAAUUAAAAUUAAACAAGUUUUUUUUUUAAAGAAAUGUAGGUAUAUUCUAAUAAAUUUGAAUUUUGUAAAAUAAAAUAACAAAUAUUUGCAUGGAAUCCCUUUUAAAUUUUGAAAAUAAAUCAAUUUUAAGUUAUAUAAAAACAAACUUGUAUAAGACCUGUCUUUCGGUGAACAUAAAUAAAUCGUAUAGUAAAAAAUACUAGCUGAAAUUGAUAGGCAUGAUCUAUUCGUACAUGCAACUAAUAAAUCUAUCAA
Molecule: messenger RNA, 3160 nt
Organism: Condylostylus longicornis
Lineage: Eukaryota; Metazoa; Arthropoda; Insecta; Diptera; Dolichopodidae
Product: protein DENND6A
Exons: 6
Coding region: 444-2858 (804 amino acids)
Cellular component (GO): recycling endosome
Molecular function (GO): guanyl-nucleotide exchange factor activity
Source: RefSeq, a predicted model, not a curated record